Messenger RNA from Scleropages formosus (Asian bonytongue), 3064 nucleotides. RefSeq names its product luteinizing hormone/choriogonadotropin receptor (gene lhcgr). The transcript is spliced from 11 exons. Gene Ontology annotation, cellular component: plasma membrane. Gene Ontology annotation, biological process: ovulation cycle process; hormone-mediated signaling pathway; activation of adenylate cyclase activity. NCBI's taxonomy places the organism in Eukaryota, Metazoa, Chordata, Actinopteri, Osteoglossiformes, Osteoglossidae. Gene Ontology annotation, molecular function: G protein-coupled peptide receptor activity; luteinizing hormone receptor activity. The coding region runs from base 297 to 2423 and encodes 708 amino acids. The record is from RefSeq and is a predicted model, not a curated record.
CACGGAUGACUCUUCUCAUAUUUGAAAUAGAACAUUGGUGUCAAGGUUUUUUCUUUUUCUUUUUUUUUAACUGUUUUCGCCCAAACUGACAGCGUUCAUCUGAAACGUGAAGACCGCGGCGUGGACAAAUCACUGUUCUUGCUAAAUGUAACGAGGAAAUAACGGAAACGGAGGGAUGAGAGAAGAAUGACCAGUUGGAGUGCGCGCAGCCUCAGCGGAGCCCCGGCGUCUCGACGUCCUGCUUCGGAUGUGAGAGGAGAAAGGAGCAAGUCGCUGCGCCCCUGACACUAAAAGAGAUGCUGAUGCUGCCCGUGUUCCUCAUUCUCCCAUCGCUUUUGUUCAGUCUGACCUCAUCCCACUUCGUGUGCCCGGGGAUUUGCUGCUGUUCCGCCGAGACGAUCCGCUGCACCGAGGCGACCGAGCGGUCGCUUCCAGGGGACCAGAAGGAUGUUUUCAAGCGACUGACUCUCACACACCUGUCUCUGAGCAGUGUUGCCAGCCACUCCUUCGAUGGGCUGAGCGGGGUCCUCAGAAUUGAAAUUGCCCAGAGUGACACCUUGAAAACCAUUGAGGCCAUGGCCUUCAACAACCUUCCAAAUCUCUCAGAAAUAUCAAUACAGAACACCAAGAAUUUAGUACACAUCAGUCAACGUGCAUUCAACAAUCUGCCAAGGUUACGAUAUCUGAGUGUUUCCAACACCGGCAUUACUGUGAUCCCUGACGUAUCAUCCAUUUAUUCUCUGGAGUCUGUUUUUAUCCUUGAUAUCUGCGACAACCUUCAUCUCGAGUCCAUUCCGGCAAAUGCUUUUGCUGGGCUGUCAAAUGAACACACUACAAUGAUCCUACAUAGAAAUGGUUUCAAGGAAAUUGAAGAUUAUGCCUUCAAUGGGACCAGGAUCCAUAAACUGAUUCUCAAAAACAACAAACACCUAAGAACAAUCCACAAAGAUGCUUUCAAAGGAGCAGUUGGACCUGGGGUUUUAGAUGUGUCUUUGACGGCCUUGGAGGCGCUGCCCUCCCGGGGCCUGCAGUCUCUCCGUCUCCUGGUAGCUCGUGGGACCUACAGCCUGAAGAGCCUCCCCCCUCUAGGAGCACUGGAGAGCCUGCAGGAGGCACAGCUCACCUACCCCAGCCACUGCUGUGCCCUGUUUGACUGGAACGCCCGCAGGGAUUCCGCUUUCUUUGACAUUGGGGGAAACGGAUCAUACUGUGAGGACGGCUUUUCCUCAGAUAUUCCAGGCCUGGCUGCUGACUCCACCGCUGUGCCACCGCUGAAGGAUCCGGCCAUGUCCGAAGAAUACCGGGAGGCCCUGGAUCCUGUGGAUUUCUAUUACCCAGACUUCGACUUCUGCCGCAGCCCCAGGAUGCUGCGGUGCACUCCGGAGGCAGACGCCUUCAACCCCUGCGAGGACAUUGCUGGCUUCCAGUUCUUGCGUGUCGCCAUCUGGUUCAUCAACGUGCUCGCCAUCACCGGUAACUUGAUGGUGCUGCUGGUGCUCGUUGCCAGCCGUGGCAAGCUGACCGUGCCGCGCUUCCUCAUGUGCCACCUGGCCUUCGCUGACCUGUGCAUCGGCAUCUACCUGCUGAUGAUCGCGAUCGUGGAUGGGCGCACGCGGGGCAGCUACAGCCAGCACGCCAUUGCGUGGCAGACGGGGCCGGGCUGCGCGGCCGCGGGCUUCCUGUCCGUUUUUGGCAGCGAGCUGUCGGUCUACACGCUGACCGCCAUCACUCUCGAGCGCUGGCACACUAUUGAUCACGCCCUGCAGCCGGAGCGCCGCUUGGGCCUGAGUCGCGCUCUGCUCACUAUGGCUGGGGGCUGGUUCUUGUGCCUGGGUGUAGCACUGCUUCCCCUGGUGGGCGUCAGCAGCUACAGGAAGGUGAGCGUGUGCCUGCCGAUGGACAUCGAAACGCCGCUGGCCCAGGCCUUCGUCAUUCUCCUCCUCUUUCUCAAUGUGGCCGCCUUCCUCAUAGUGUGUGCGUGCUACGCGCGAAUCUACCAGGCAGUAUGGAACCCCGAGUUUGCUGGAAGGAAUGCGGACGCCAAGAUCGCUAAGCGCAUGGCAGUGCUCAUCUUCACCGACUUCCUGUGCAUGGCACCCAUCUCCUUCUUCGCCAUCUCCGCUGCCUUCAAGGUGCCCCUAAUUACAGUGACCAACUCCAAGAUCCUACUGGUGCUCUUCUAUCCCAUCAAUUCCUGCGCCAACCCCUUCCUCUACGCCAUUUGUACGAAGGCCUUCCGCAGGGAUGUGUUUGCGCUGGCCAGCACGCUGCCAUGCUGCGAGAGCAAGGCCAGUGUGUAUCGCACGAAGGCCUACUGUUUGGACAACAGCGCUGACAAGCCGAGCAGUGUGGCCGCUGCCAAGAAGAGCUCCCAUAUCGCACUCAGAAUGGCUGCGUUCAGCUCCUCCAUACCAGCAGAAUAAUACAGUGAGAAUCAAGACAGACUCUCUCCCAUCAUUCGCUUUUUUUUGCCUUGUCUCUUGGAUUGGUCCAGUGUUUUUCCAUCUGAAACACUUGAAACUGUCUAUAUUAUUUUUUUUGCAACACACUUCAAAAUGAAAGGAGGAUGUCACUUAAGAUAAGAUACUUUAUUGUCAUUGUAUACAAUACAAUGAAAUUUUGUGUGGCAACCCUCAGAAGAACAGCAGCAGAAAGAACACUUGAAAUAAAUAAGAAUUAGGUUGAAACUUUGGACUCCUCCAAUUAGCAUUAAAAUUAAACUAGCAAUGAAAAAAUAUUAUAUAAUCUUUUUGGUCCCGAGAAUUGCUGCAUUGAAAUUUACUGGCCUCAUCCCCGGUUUGUGGAACAGGUCAUGGAAUACUUGUGAAAAGAAUAAUUACGUUAAAGCAGCGGGAGUAGCUAUUGUGAAAAACAUCAACCAUCUAGUGAAAGACAUGUGGAGCGUUGUAUGUGUGGACUUGAUUGAGGUCACCCAUUCUUCACACCUGGAACAAAUAAGGUGCAGCCUCGGACAUCACCUGCCUACAGCACUUGGAAAAGGCUUAAGAAGACUUAUUAUGCUAUUUGAGCAUCUUGACAUUCGAUGUAUUCAGUGAAAACCUCU